GGGAAACUGCAGGCAGGUCAAUCCGGGAUGUGCCGGUUCCCAGAAGGCUCCCUCUCCAGAGGACGGUGAGGAUCAAAGCUGACGUUUCCUUUCCUGGGCAAGUGGUGCGUGGUUUGGCGCCUGAAGCACAUCUGAGAACAGGUGGCUGACAGGAUUCACCUGCAAGGAGCAGAAACAUGCACUGUGCCAUCCAAAAGGCAGAGGUGCUGGAUGGGGCUCAUCUGAUGCAGAUCUUGUGGCACGAUGGCGCGGAGUCUCUCUACCCGGCUGUAUGGCUGAGAGACAACUGCCAGUGCCCCGACUGCUACCUGGACUCGGCAAAAGCACGGAAACUUCUCGUCGAAGCUCUUGAUGUGAACAUUGUUAUUAAAGGCUUGACAUUCGACAGAAGAAAGGUUUGCAUCACGUGGCCGAACGAGCAUUGCAGUGAAUUUGAAGCUGACUGGCUGAAGAAAAGAUGCUUUUCACAACAGGCCAGAGAAAAACUCCAGAGAGAAUUGUUUUUGCCAGAAUGUCAGUACUGGGGCGCAGAGCUCCAGCUACCUACACUGAAUUUUGAAGAUGUCUUAAAAAAUGAUGAACACGCCUACCAGUGGCUCUCCAGCCUCAAGAAAGUAGGCAUAGUACGACUCACGGGAGCAUCUGACAAACGAGGACAAGUUUUAAAACUUGGGAAAAGGAUUGGUUUCCUUUAUCUCACAUUUUAUGGACAUACUUGGCAAGUGCAAGACAAAAUUGACGCAAACAAUGUGGCCUACACAACCGGGAAGCUAAGCUUUCACACUGACUAUCCGGCCCUCCAUCAUCCACCUGGGGUUCAGCUUCUGCACUGUAUAAAACAAACAGUCACUGGGGGUGAUUCGGAAAUUGUAGAUGGGUUUAAUGUAUGCCAAAAGCUCAAGGAAAAAAAUCCUCGAGCGUUCCAGAUUUUGUCCUCCACUUUUGUGGACUUUACAGACAUUGGAGUGGAUUACUGUGAUUUCUCCGUACAGUCCAAACACAAGAUAAUAGAAUUAGAUGAUAAAGGCCAAGUGGUUCGCAUCAACUUCAACAACGCAACCAGAGACACGGUAUUUGAUGUACCCGUUCAAAGAGUUCAGCCUUUUUAUGCAGCUCUGAAGGAGUUUGUUGACCUCAUGAACUGUAAAGAAUUCAAGUUUACUUUCAAGAUGAAUCCAGGUGAUGUGAUUACUUUUGACAACUGGCGCUUACUGCACGGCCGACGCAGCUACGAAGCAGGAACCGAGAUUUCCCGGCACCUGGAAGGCGCCUACGCCGACUGGGACGUAGUGAUGUCCAGGCUUCGGAUCCUAAGGCAGGGGGUCCAACACAGAAACUGACUCUCCCGUCUGUGAGCUCAGUAAGGUUCCAAUGACUAUAUUUUGUCCGAUAUGGCAAGGUGGCCUUCCUCGACCAUGACCCAUGGCCUUUACAUACUAAUUUCUUUCCCAUCGAACACGUCCCCUCUCUUGAACGGGUUCCCUUCCUUUGUGCUCAUACAGCGAGCCCACUCUGUAGACGGCUGAGCCCUGCUCUUCCCAGAUAGAGCAUCUCUCCGGCUCUAUUGUACGUAUGACCUAAUUUCUCUUGCCUGUAUAUGAGUCUCCAGAAUGCCUACAAAUAGUUUAGUGUCAAAUAAAACUUGGUCAGAUAAAGCUCUUUUUAAAUAAAGCUUGUGUUUCCAAUAAAACUCAUCUCAAAAUA
Molecule: messenger RNA, 1704 nt
Organism: Canis lupus familiaris (dog)
Lineage: Eukaryota; Metazoa; Chordata; Mammalia; Carnivora; Canidae
Gene: BBOX1
Product: gamma-butyrobetaine hydroxylase 1
Exons: 8
Coding region: 177-1340 (387 amino acids)
Biological process (GO): carnitine biosynthetic process
Cellular component (GO): mitochondrion
Molecular function (GO): gamma-butyrobetaine dioxygenase activity; iron ion binding
Source: RefSeq, a predicted model, not a curated record